Hydractinia symbiolongicarpus is the source of this 945-nucleotide messenger RNA. RefSeq lists its product as uncharacterized. The record is from RefSeq and is a predicted model, not a curated record. Bases 1 to 918 code for a protein of 305 amino acids. The transcript has 4 exons. Lineage: Eukaryota; Metazoa; Cnidaria; Hydrozoa; Anthoathecata; Hydractiniidae.
AUGUAUCUUACCAGCAUUUUGUUAACAAUCUUAUUUUCCGUACACAGACAAAUCCACAAGCUAAUUCUGAUAUCGACAAUGUUUCCCUCUUCGAACAGUCAAUGGAUUCAAGCUUCAUUGAUGACGACAGCGAUUGUGUUCAAAUACUUACUUUUUAUUACCUUUUUUAAAACAGGAAAAUCGCAUUUGGUAAAAACCAUAAUAGCAUUCGCGAUAGAAAACAAAUAUGACGUCUUGGUCGCUACACCAACGGCACUACUCGCCGAUAGAUACAGACAAUGUUUUUCAACGAUCACUUGCAAAACAAUACAUUCUGCCUUUUUAAUACCAGUUGAAGAUUCACCAUGGGAAAUAAAUUGGCAUAUUAGUUGGUUCCAGCUUAUUGUAGUGGAUGAGAUUGGUCAAGUCAAUUCUCACAUAAUCAAGCAUAUAAUGAAAACCUUUGAUGCACUUCCAUCGAAUCCUAUUAUAAUUUUUCUGGGAGAUGCGCAUCAAAGUUUACCACUAAUUACGGUUCAAGGAAAAACAAACUUUGAUUCAAGCUUUUUCUCAAGUUUGAUGACUCGUUUAUUUAAAAAAUUUGAACUACAUACCUCACAUCGUAGCACAACUUUGUAUAAAGAGUUUCUGGACAAAAUCAGAAGUUUUAAUAUUACAUUUGACGAAAUAAAACGUAUUUUUGAGCAUACAAAAAUACCAAGUACCAACAAAGUCACCGGCGAAAGGAUUUUAGCCAUAAUUACAGAGAAUCCAAAUACCAUAUAUAUAGCAUCUUCCCACAAGACAAAAGAUUUCAUUAACAAAACUGUGAUGAAUUACCUUUUCCGCGACGAAGAACCCGACAUUGAGGCAAGUAUUUCAACCUACAGUAAUUUCACCAUUACUCCAACAACGAAUAUCAACUUUAUAUCCAAAUAAACAUUUACAUUUCUAUUCUGCUUUUCU